Messenger RNA from Cuscuta epithymum, 1325 nucleotides. The record is from the annotation of a GenBank genome assembly. Lineage: Eukaryota; Viridiplantae; Streptophyta; Magnoliopsida; Solanales; Convolvulaceae.
AUAGAACAACCCUUCACGAUAUCGUAGCUCAUUCAUAUCAAACGAAUCAAUGCUUAAAACACUUUUCUUCCUUCCCCUUCUCGGUAUUAAGAUGAAUAAUAUGAUGUUGAAUUAGGUGAUGAUAUAUGGUUGCUCUCACUUCAGGGUUUACGGGGUUUCCUUUAAAAGGGAUUAUAUUGAUCAAGGGGCCCACACCAUGGCAUGGUUAAGGAUCAAUUUGACUCUGAUACCAUGUUAAGAUCUGAGGUUCCAUCCUAAAAGCCAGCGGCCCAAACCGGUGCUAUUUGUGAAGCGUGUUUUGCUUGGGCCAAUCACGAUUAGGUCCGGAAAAGAGUAAAAAGUUUGAAGUGGGGGGGAUCGGUCCUGGCCUGGGUUCUCCACACAAACCAGCAUAGUACCUACCAUCGGACUGAAUGGUUGCAAGGACCGCAUGCAAAAUGCCCUUAUUGUAAUGGGAGAAAUAGGAGGAAAUGACUACAAUGUUCCAUUUAUGCAAGACCAUCCUACUAAAGAAGUCAUGGCAUAUGUCCCUGAUGUUAUUAACGUCAUCAGCUCAGCUAUUAAUGAAUUAGUUGAACUUGGAGCUCAAACACUGAUUGUUCCUGGAAAUCUACCCAUUGGAUGUUCAGCAGCCUACCUCACUCAUUUCUCAACUACUAAUAACAAGGAUUAUGAUGCCAAAACCGGAUGUCUUAACUGGCUUAAUGACUUCUCUCGUUACCAUAAUCAGCUCCUUCAGGAUGAACUUGGUCGUCUUCGCCAACUUCAUCCAAAUGCCAAUAUUAUUUAUGCCGAUUAUUACAAUGCAGCAAUGAGAAUUUAUCGGGCACCUAGCAAAUUUGGAUUUAAAAGUACGACAAGUGCAUGUUGUGGUGGAGAAGGUCCAUAUCAUUAUAAUUUCUCUGUUCGGUGUGGACGAGAGGGAUCAACGGUGUGUGGUGACCCUUCGACCUAUGUUAGUUGGGAUGGAAUUCACUUAACGGAGUCUGCUUACUAUGAGAUAGCAAGAGGAUUGCUUGAAGGUCCAUACACAAUUCCACGCCUGAAUGAACUUUUUUCAUUCAAGAAUAGCUUUCGUAUACACAAGGACAAGGAUACGAAAGUGAGAGACUAUUAAGUCUUAUGGGAACAAUGUGUGAAACCUUUAUAUUAUGUUACAUAUACUUUUGUAAUUCAAAUAAUCAGCUCAAAGCUGAUAUUCCAUGUAUAAAGAAGUUUAUUAUUUAUUUGAACAUAGACCAGAGGAUAUUAUGGAGUGCUUCAUAAACAUCUUCUGGCCUUCAUCCAGUUUGUUCAUAAAUGGCUUUAAACCCAUGUUUAAUUUA